AUUGUCCGACACGUAAUUGUCCGACUCCCGUUGUUGGAAGAAGAUUAACGAGAUAACUCAAUAGAAUAAAAAGCCUCGUUUCGAUUGUCCGACAGCCUAAUUUUAUUUUUCCCAAUUUUUCAACUCUAAUGGCUCUCAGGGUUACUGCAACAACAAGUUGUUGCAAUAACUUUUAGUUUCUGUAACUCCAGUAAGUUAUUACAAUAACUUCGAGUUAUUCAAAUAACUUUUCUUGCCGCGCUCGGCUCCGUUUCCGGCCGGCCGAGCCGAGGGGCGGAGCCGAGCUGUCGCUCGGGGUUCGGCGAGGCCGCCGAGCACCGAGCUCGUCUGUCGGGCGCGGUAUGAGAAAUUGCGCGGUCACUAGCGUCGGGCCCAGGUCUGCCCCGAGCCUCUGCAGUCGAGUCGCUAGCCGUAUGUGACGUUUGGCUUGGCAAGCCAUCAAGUCAAGGCGUCAAGAAGGAAGAAGAAGAAGUGGCAAGCUUAUUUAUCGUCGUGAUGAUCGUGAACUUCGUCUUGAUUCGCAAUCAAUCAGUGGAAGACUUGUGCGCAUCUAAAGGCUUGCAGAAUGAUCCGCAAGUGAGUACCGAUCCAGUGUUCUUCGUUUGGCUUUCGUUUUUGUCGGGUCUGAGCUAACGUGUGCUGUGUAGUUGACGCAGGCAACGUGGUUUUCGAACACGGAGCCAUGCUUUUUGAGAGAGGUUUAUUUGUUCCAAUCAAGGCCGUUCAAUCGCCCUACAUAAAACCCUUUCCUCGUGUAGAACGCUUUCGCAUUGCCCCCGGGUAAUUGUACGCACGGAUCGUAGGCCAGCGUAUGGGCAACCUGACCUUCGAGAGAAGCACUGCUAUGCGGCCUAACCUCUGCGGCUGCUGCUGCUUCUGUUAAGAGGAGGUGAAGGCCGCCUCUAUUUUCCUGUUACCUUUGCUAUCUAUCUGAUGAGACUGUUUUCCUGGCGUUGCAGACAUGUGUACUGUAAAUCUGGUGCCAGAGUUGAUGGAAAGCCUCUCCCCGAGGCUGUAUUGGGGAACUCGGGGAGGGACAGGCAUCCCUGGAGGGCCCUGUCGCAAGUAUCCCUCAUGAUUUUUAGGAUCGAGGUGUUAAAAUACCUGUGCAGUGCUCUGAACUGAUACAUUCUGUCUGACUUCAGGGCGUUUGGGGGCCCUCCUCUGGUUAGCAACAUCCAAUAGAGAAUGUCAUGAAGUCUUGGAUGGCCCAGCAGAGAGCCUCCUGGGCUGGUGGAGGCUCUCUAGGGCCCAAGGUAUAGAGUAGGACAAUUUGAUGAACAGAACGAGGAAGCGCUCAGGAAUCUUUCUGAAGAGGGACAAGGGCCAUCAGAGAGCCGCCCUGGUAGGAAUCCUUCCUCUGGCAUAUGAAUGGGUAUGUGUGGGAAUGUUUCCAGAUGUUACAUUUUGUUUUUUUUGUUUUAGGGCUCGUGGCUCGUGGCUCUCUGUAUGGCCCAAGCAUGAGGCUAUCAAGGACAACUUGAUAAACAGAAGGAUGAAGCGCUCAGGAAUAAUGCAUUGGAUGGUUCAACUUGAUAAACAGGAGGAAGAAGCACUCUGUAUGAAAAGGCUGUUCGGCUGGAGGGACUCUCUGGCCUUUUGGGGGCGCCCUGGGUGUUGCCCCUACCUGCAGAGUGUAGCAGCAAGAGCUUGGCAUUUAGUGGUUUGUCAUCUUUAAGCAUUUGGUGUGACGCCCUUGGCUCCGGUCUCUGGUUUCAAUGAGUGCAGGAAGUGUCAUGUACGUAUUGUUUCUUGUUGUAUCUUCUUCUGUUUCCCAAUUUAUCUGUUUAUGUUCGAGUGUCAUGUUCUGUGCCAUUGACCGUUCUGUAUCUUUGUCUGUUAGACUCCAGGGCAUGUUGAGCCGCAGGUUUCUUUUUGGGCUGCCCUGGGAAUUGCAACCAGGUACGAAUGUCUUCUUGGUUAAAUCAGGACUCUUACUGUGAUAUAUUUGCCGUAUUUCUCACUGGGUUUUGAAUUCAUUCCAGUACGCUUUGGCGUUGUGGGUGCUGCUUGCUGCACAACCUUGAUGUUGGAAGUGCCGAGUAAGAGUCACUCUGUCCCUGGGCUUUGGAUGUUUGGGCAACCACAGCUUCUCUUUCAGUUGCCUUCAGUACUGUUGCGGGAUAAGGAGGUGGCCAUCCAACUGCUUCCUCUCCUGGACUGCCUUCUGUGACUGACUGUGACCUGUAAGUAUUUCAUCACCGCAUAGUUCUUUUGAAGAUGUUGUGACGUGCAGAAGGAUCAUGGCUUCCUUUUGAUUUGCAGGUGACAACGAUAUGCCGCCCCAUCCUAGUUGACAUUGGAAGCUAUCUAUUUCUUUUUGAACAAGUGCCAAGUUUGUCCCCAUGUUGUGUUGGGAAUGAUGGUCAUGCUCUUGAUCUGGCUGUAGAUAAGGGCAAUCCUGAACAGAGGUGAGGCUUAAAAUUAGAACAAUCUGUCCUGUGAAAUUAAUGGAAUGCUAUUAGUGACUCGGAUGUAUGGCUUCAUAUCAGUAACUCAAGUUGGUUUCAUUUGCAGGCAAUGGCUCUUGGCAGUCCUUGAGAACGACCACAACUGUUUUGAAGACCCUCCCCUGAGUGAUACCAAGCAUGGAAUGUUGUCAAGUCUGUAGAUUGAAUCCAACAUCAGUUUUUUUUUUUUUUCUUUGUAAAUUGCCUAAAUGGUUCAUUCCUAUCACUGAGAGUAGGUUGUCUGGUUGAGGAUCAAGUCUAGUUCUGGUCUGAAGGUGGGUGUUUGUUUUCCCAUGACUAAGUAGUCUGUAAAACUCUGAUUUGCUCACAAUCCUAAUGCCAAGGUCAUUGCAGCCAGGUUACUUCAAAACAUUGCGGCAGUUCUCCAGUUGACCAUAGGCUCUUAUCGUAAACCCAAAUUCCACUGCGCUGACUGUCUCCAUUGAGAAUGUGAGAGAGAACCAUCUGAAACGGCUAUCAGGCAAGUUUUCAUGCAGAUGCUUCUUAAUUGUUAUACUGUGUUUUCCCUUACCCCCUCCUUUUCUUUUCUAAUAAAUUGGUCUAUUGCUUGUUUAGGUAUGGCUUGAAUAGAACGCCUCAUGUGAAAGGUUUAUCUCGACUGCCGUCACAAAUGAUGAGAACACUGUUUACUACCAAGAAUUUGUGGCAUGUCGACACGGGUCGGUUUUGACACAUUUACUACUGUGCUACUGGUGACCUUUUGAGGAUGGACUGAAUCAAUAGUAGAUGUCAUAGGUGUGUAGUUGUU
Molecule: messenger RNA, 3219 nt
Organism: Frankliniella occidentalis (western flower thrips)
Lineage: Eukaryota; Metazoa; Arthropoda; Insecta; Thysanoptera; Thripidae
Exons: 6
Coding region: 1277-1678 (133 amino acids)
Source: RefSeq, a predicted model, not a curated record